Molecule: messenger RNA, 1044 nt
Organism: Phaeoacremonium minimum UCRPA7
Lineage: Eukaryota; Fungi; Ascomycota; Sordariomycetes; Togniniales; Togniniaceae
Exons: 2
Coding region: 1-1044 (347 amino acids)
Biological process (GO): regulation of mitotic cytokinesis
Molecular function (GO): GTPase activator activity
Source: RefSeq, a predicted model, not a curated record
AUGUUUGACGAGUCCCCACCUAGCACAGCAGGCAAUGGGACAAAGACGGCGAGCGAAGAUUGGGAUGACGACUUUGACUUUGAUGAGGGCAGUGCUAAUGAUGUUGGAGGAAAAGAGCCCCUCAAGUCAUUGUCCAUGAUCGUCCCGCCCUCCAUACAGGCCACUCAGCCAACUGUCAAGGCUCAUUCCGGUCAGAUUCGUGAAUUGUCACUCCUGGUUAGCAGCCUAAAGCGAUUAUGUCGUCAGGGACGAGAACUAGAUCUCAUCGAUGGUCAAGCAGCAGCCCUCUGGAAGGAAGCUGAGAACAUUAUCGCUCUCGCAUCUCCGGACGAAGAGGAGGAGGAUGAGGAGACGGAUGGAGACCAAUCCUCCCUCGACUUUGACCCUUCCACCAUCGACGAGCGGUUCCUCGACGAAGGAUUCGACGCAUCGGCGUUAGAGCAUUCGGAUGAUCCAUUCAGUGCUCAGGAGCAUAACAUCCCGAAGACAGCUGUUGUGAAAGAGAGACAGGUCGUGAGGCGGCGUUCCGUGUUCUCGCCUGAUGAUGACAUCUUCGGGGGUAAUUGGCCUCUAGUGGACGAGAACACGAGGCCAGAGCCACCGAGAACUCCUGAUCGGACCAGGAAUUUUCACACUCCCGAUGGCACCGUCGUGGCCGUGAUUGAAGCCAUGGAACAGCAGCGUGCAUCAUCAGACCAUAUCAGAGCCUCGCCUGUAAAACCGUCGAACGCGAAACUCUUCUUCGACACGAACAGCCUCCAGGAGCUUGUCAAGCGAGCCAGCUCGCUCUUCCAUACCCUGUCCGAUCUCGUCCGCAAGGAGGAGCUCCUGACGCAGAGCCCCGUGGUAACUCCUAAGCACGAUCGAUUGAGACGCCACGAUGGCAGCCCGGCCUUUACUCGUGUCUUCACCGACCCAUCCUCCAGCCCACCGAAACGGCUACCUAAGAGUCACAGCACGAAUACGGUUAUGCCCCGGACUUCGAUGGACUCGCCCGCAUCAAACGCCAUGAAUCAACGAAUGCAAAUGAUGACAGUCAGCUAG